AUGGCGUUGCCAAGAUUCCAGAGGAUGACGAUCGAGCCGAAGGAGACAGUGCUGAUGAUGAUCAAGAUGGAGAAGAUGGAGUUCAUCCCGAACCGGAAGAUCGCUAAGUUUAGGAACUUGGAUUCGGAGAUGAUAUUUGAAGACUUACGACCGCUGAAAGUGACCACCUUGCCGGUCUGGUUGAUCAUCGAAUUGAAGCUGAAGAAAUUGGGCAAAGUCGUCCUGCCCGCUUGGUUAUCGUUGCUCGAAUUAAAGAAACUCCUUCACUUCGAAGUCAAUUCUCCGCAACUCUCGGAAUUACCCUACUUCUGGUUCGAGCUCUCGAAAUUGUUGAUCGAAAUUGCGGCUGAGGACAUCGAUUCGUUGGAAGAGGUCAAGAAGACCCUGAAGGACUUGAAGGAAGUACGACAGAACAAGCUACGAUCCAGUUUGAAAUACAAUCUGAGCAACCAGAGCCAACAAGCUCAACAGAGCCGGGACUACAACUUCAAGAACUUUCUCAACCAUCUCGAGAUCCCGAACCUGUCCCACUUCGAAUUGAACGAAAUCCGGUCCACCCUGACAAUUUUGAACUCGAAGUUACAGAAAUUCGACAACAGCAGUAAUAACGAUGAGUCCAAUCAACAAGCUUCGACUAGUUUCUCAGGUUCUCAUGCCCGACCUCAAGAUUAUUCCUCCCUCGACGCACAAACCCAUUCCCAGUUCCAGUUCUAUUCCGAACCUAAUCAACCUCCACACCAGCCCCCACAAGGUCAACCCUCAACAACAAACCAGCUGGGAGGCCUACAAGAGGAUAUUUGA
Molecule: messenger RNA, 801 nt
Organism: Puccinia triticina
Lineage: Eukaryota; Fungi; Basidiomycota; Pucciniomycetes; Pucciniales; Pucciniaceae
Exons: 2
Coding region: 1-801 (266 amino acids)
Biological process (GO): DNA replication; double-strand break repair via break-induced replication
Cellular component (GO): nucleus; GINS complex
Source: RefSeq, a predicted model, not a curated record